Molecule: messenger RNA, 736 nt
Organism: Rubroshorea leprosula
Lineage: Eukaryota; Viridiplantae; Streptophyta; Magnoliopsida; Malvales; Dipterocarpaceae
Source: the annotation of a GenBank genome assembly
AAUAACAUGCUCCUCUCCAUUUUGUCCAUUCCUUCUAUCAAAAACUUCCUCUCCACGCUUUAUUUCAACCCAACAACCCUUUAAAUUGUUCCUAAAACUAUACUUUCCCACAACUCUCAAUACAUAUUCAUUUAUCAUUUUCUUCUUCAGCUUCUGCAACCAUGCUUGAUUUUGCUAUGGAAUUGAUCACCCAAGCUGCUUCCAACUCUCUUUUCGUCUUCUGUUUCUGCAACUCGAUCAUAGUCACCAUCCUCAUUGCCUCAAAACCCUGCUCCACCUUUGAUCAAGGCACUAGAAUUCCUCUAUCUGUAGUGUCCAAUUUACAGGCGGUGAAGGCUCAACAUCUGCUCAAAAAACGUGACAAUUCAACACAAGAUGUCUUUGAAGUUUCAAAUGCUACUAAUAAUCCAGAUAGAGAGAAGGAAGGAACAAUGGAGGAUCACGAGAAAAAUAAUCCUGGUGGCCGUAAAGAAGAUGAUAGAGAAGAUAAUGAUGAGCUAAGGAGAAGGGUAGAGGAAUUCAUAGCCAAGGUCAAUAGAGAAUUGAGAGCAGAACAAUUCAGGAUAGUUAGCUAAGCCUGUAUAGAUUUAUGUAUAAUAAUGUACCAUGGAUUCAGGAUCAGAACAUUUUCCGCAACCUUGAGCUAAAUUGCAAAGCAUGCUUGAAGAUUAGUGAUUUCCCUUUUUCUAGUAUAUCUAAUGAUGUACUAUACAACAAAUCAAAUGAUAAUGUUCUU